Molecule: messenger RNA, 4266 nt
Organism: Vombatus ursinus (common wombat)
Lineage: Eukaryota; Metazoa; Chordata; Mammalia; Diprotodontia; Vombatidae
Gene: SUDS3
Product: SDS3 homolog, SIN3A corepressor complex component
Exons: 12
Coding region: 16-996 (326 amino acids)
Biological process (GO): negative regulation of transcription by RNA polymerase II
Cellular component (GO): Sin3-type complex
Molecular function (GO): histone deacetylase binding
Source: RefSeq, a predicted model, not a curated record
CCGGGCGGCGGCGUUAUGAGCGCGGCCGGGCUGCUGGCCCCGGCCCCCGCCGGAGCGCCACCCGCCCCGGAGUAUUACCCAGAGGAGGAGGAGGAGCUGGAGAGCGCCGAGGACGACGAGCGGAGCUGCAGGGGCCGCGAGUCCGACGAAGAUACUGAGGAUGCUAGUGAAACUGACCUGGCAAAGCAUGAUGAGGAAGAUUAUGUCGAAAUGAAGGAACAGAUGUAUCAGGACAAACUGGCAUCUCUCAAGAGACAAUUACAACAACUGCAGGAAGGUACAUUACAAGAAUAUCAGAAAAGGAUGAAAAAACUGGACCAGCAGUACAAAGAAAGGAUACGAAAUGCAGAACUUUUCCUUCAGCUGGAAACAGAACAGGUGGAGAGAAAUUACAUUAAGGAGAAGAAGGCUGCUGUGAAGGAGUUUGAGGAUAAGAAGGUGGAGCUAAAGGAGAACCUGAUUGCUGAGCUUGAGGAAAAAAAGAAGAUGAUUGAAAAUGAGAAGCUGACCAUGGAGCUGACAGGAGAUUCCAUGGAAGUGAAGCCCAUCAUGACGAGAAAAUUGAGGCGGAGGCCAAAUGAUCCAGUUCCAAUCCCAGACAAGAGGCGGAAACCUGCCCCUGCCCAGUUGAACUAUUUGUUAACAGAUGAACAAAUCAUGGAGGACCUCAGAACGUUAAAUAAGCUUAAAUCACCCAAGAGACCAGCAUCUCCCUCUUCUCCAGAGCAUCUCCCUUCUACACCUGCAGAGUCUCCUGCCCAACGGUUCGAAGCUCGGAUAGAAGAUGGCAAACUCUACUAUGAUAAAAGAUGGUACCACAAGAGCCAAGCUAUCUAUCUGGAGUCAAAAGAGAACACCAAGAUCAGCUGUGUGAUCAGUUCUGUUGGUGCCAAUGAGAUCUGGGUACGGAAGACAAGCGACAGCACGAAGAUGAGGAUCUACCUGGGGCAGCUUCAACGAGGGCUCUUUGUGAUCCGCCGGCGCUCGGCUGCGUGACACCCUUCCCUCCUCCACCGUGGCUUUUCCUCGAGUGGCUUUUUGUUUUGGUUUUCUUUUUUAAGAGAAAUUAAAUUUACAGGGAAUAAUGGCGACGCCACCUUGGAAACGGACAACACUGUGUUAUGGAUCCUGCAACCACUUGUGGCUGGCCACAUACUCCUUGGAUUAGUUCUGGCCCAUCCAUGCAACCACCCCUUGAUCUCUUCCAUACUUCACUUUGAGACUUUGUUCAAUUCAGAGGAGACACACACGCAUACAUACACAUACGUACAUACACACUGUGUGUGCGUGUGUGCGUGUCUGUGCUCAUGGGUUUUGGUUGGUGAAAAACGAUUUCAGAUGUCUUCAUGUGUUUAUACUUUUAAAAGUGGAGGGCAGGGUUGGGGGCGGCAGCAUUUGCGUUUUCUUCUAGUUUAAUAUUUUGAAUAUAUUCAAAUAGAGCCUUGUCCCAGGUCAAGAGCUAGCUUUGCUAUUUCCCCAGCAGUCUUGGGGCAGAGGUCUAAGGAGGAGAUCAAUUCUCCUGGUUCUCCGCCGCUGCUGUGAAAUACUUUCUGUAACAUCUGGCACAUGCCAACAAUUCCACUGGAUGAGCAACCAAAAGAUUUGCCCAGGAUUCCAGGUGCCCUGGAAGAAAUGGGAAGAAGAUUAAGAAGUCAUAACAUGCUGAUGUUACCAUCUUUUCAAUAACAUUCAGUGCAUGUAGUUACUGUAUUCAGGCACCAUUGGUUAAAUCCCAAGAUGCAUUUGCAAGCCUUUUUUUUUUUAAAUUUGGACCAAAAAAAAAUCCUUUUGAGACGACUGUGUCUUGUUAGUGUAUUUUCCCCUAACUUCAAAUAGAUGAAAAGGGGUACAUACUGCAAUCUUAAAGUUAAUUGAGUUGUCCUCAAGUAGAAGGUAAAGGAAGACUAAUAGCAAUGGUAUAAUCACAGAUAGGUGUGCUCCCACAUAAAAUUCCAGAUUAUUUCCUCUUGCUAAUUCAGUUACAGCUCAUUAACCAUUCUGGAACAACUCACGGAAGAGACUCUUUUGGAGGGUAGUGCUCCUGGAUUCUCCAAGGGCUGGCAUCAGCUGAAGUGGAAUUGUCCUGCCUUGACUGUUGGUGGACUGUGGCACUUGAGCAGACGGAAUCCAGAUGCCACAUUGUACUUUAUGCUCCUCAUCAUUCUCCACUCUCCCUCCAUCUUCUCCUCCCCACUCCCCUUUUGAUAACUGGAGAAAUGACUCUAUAGUAUUUUCUAUAAUAGUGAUGUCAUUUUGAAAUGUUUGUAGUGGCCUUGACUUUAGCACCUCAGAGGCAACUGGCAGCAGGAAUCUAUUCAGUCUGUUGUACAUGGUCUCGUUUACCCUGAAAGAUUCUUGUUAACCUCGUAUCUCAUGAUACGCCACAGAAAGGACUUUGGGAUUACCUCCAUGAGGGUGUUACAUCAGCAGAGACCAAGGAUACUUGAUUUGGAGCCGACAUUUAUAAAGCUUUGUUUUCAAUAUGAUUUUAAGCCCGUUUUCUCUUUAUUUUUCUUAUUUCCAAAAAUAGGAUAAAUGAGGCUAUUGUUUGCACAAAGUUGUUGGGGUGUUUUAAAAAAUGUUUCCCUUUCCCAGUACUGAUCAUGUCAUAUACCACAAUCAGGCAAUAGCCCUAGGUCGGCUUUCAUUCGUGAAUCUCCCUUUGACUUGUAGAUCCUCCAGGCCAGAAUUGUAGCACAGACUGGUCUGUGUCACUUUGUGGUUGUCAGGAACUUGUCACACCUGAAUUUUCAGCUUUAGCAGUGCCACUUGGGUCUCAUGGAAAAAUUGGUCUUUGCCCCCAAAUAAGUAACAUAGUGGGCACGACUGGAACUUGUGGCUAUCAGAAGGUGUGGGCUCACUCAGUGUGUUACAUUUAUACAAAACGGCUCAUGGCAGUUUGAACAAGAAGGCAUUUUUUCUGCUCGUCAACAGCAGUAGCAAACCUCACGAAAUCCAAUAUACCAAAGUUUGAUUUUCUCAUAGAGAAUUGUCCAUGACCUCACCCAGUGCCCACUGCAGCACAGAAAGCUGUAUUUUCUUUUUCUUCCAUCAGGGGGUGUUUUCUGUGCUUUUGUACCAAGUUAGAUUUGACCAAUUUAAAAAAAGAGGAAGUCAUGCUUUGAGAAGUUGUAUGUGCCCUCUUCCUUCUGCAACUUUGAAAACCAUUGAGACCAAUAAUAAUCCACUAUCUCCAUCAUCACUUAUGCUCCCUGAGCACCAUAAUGUCCCAUAAUAGUUAUUUUAUGACUCUUAAGCUCACCUUGAUCACGAUCUAAUAACUUUAAAGUGGGCUUUUGGAACACAGUGUGUACUAAGUUGUCUCCCCUAUUUCCAGAAAGUUCAAUUUGUAUUUAAUUUAAAAGUCUCUGAUUGUCAACCAAGGAAUUUUCUAGUAGUACUUAGGUUGCUCUUUCUGGUGGUCUGUAAGAUAACCAGAUGUGAGAACAUCCCUCUCAAAAGAUGGAGAUUAUUCUGUGAUUGAGAAAAUCUGUCGAAGGGAAAAGAUGGAUAGGCUUUGGGAUAGAUUAGAAUUAGGAGAGGAGGGGAGGCUUCCGUUAAGACCCACUUGCCUUGAUCAGGGCUUUCAACUCCAGACAACAGUCACUGUUGUAAAGAUCUAGGAUUAUGAAAUGUCUAACCCUAGGUCUCCAGGUUAACUUCUAAAUUAAAAUAGUUUCUUUCAAAUAACUGGCUUCUUUAGCACAUGGCACUUUAGAAAAGGUCAGUCCAAAUCUGUUUUAUAGUCUAUGUAUGUGUGUUUUUGUCAGGCAUGCUUUCCUGCUACAAGGCUGCCCCUACUCCUAUUGCAUCCCUAGGUUAAAAGUGCUUGUGUCCUUUUUGGAAAGAAUUUUCAGAUAGCUUUUUGUAGCUGUGCCAAAGCCAGGAUGUUUUGGGAAGGUUUGUGGCAUAUUUGGUAACCGUAUUUGUGAACUACCAAAUAAGUAGCUGUAAUUUUUUGGUUGCCUUAACUGGGACAAAGAAGAAAUCUCAGUGGCUCAUGUGCAGUGCACUUCAUUUUUGGGGGUGUGUUUGUGGUUUGAUCUUUGUGAAGUGCUGUUUGGAACCUAUGGUAGCAUGUGGCUUUCCAUGUCUGAAGAGUACUGGGGAGGGGGGGAGCCCCUGCUUUUAGAUACUGGCUGUAAGUAGGAAGAAGUAACUUAUAAUUGAACCCUAAAGAAGAAAGCUAAGUUUUCUUAUUGUAAUAUUUCCCUAGUCCUUGAUUGUUUACUGAUUUUGUCGAUUAAAAAAAAAGUUACUCAUUUA